AUGGUACGCCCAUUAGGCACCCUCCAGCGGCGCCCAUUAACACGAUCGCAGGUCCCUGAGUGGAAGAAAGCGUACAUAGACUACCGCGGCCUUAAGGAGAGUAUCGCAGCUGCCGUGCGCGAUGAACAGGCCCCAUCGGCGCCAAACGCCUCUCCGCCACAGAAGUCCAAGCUACAACAUUUCAAACAAGCUCGCGUGCCCUCGGUGGAUUCGUCAACCUCCUGGUCUUCCGGUUCCGAACCAUAUGCGGAUAAAGAACUUUCAUCAGACUUUCUCUCCCACGCAUGCCAAUCUCGGCCACCCGAGCUAAUUCAUGUGCACUUGCCUCGUCAUCCUGUUUCCGAACCCAAGGACGAACCGGUCGCGACCGAGGGGUCACGUCUACCGCCAAACCUGACCAUACAAACUGCCAUCACACCAACUCGCACGCCUUCUCAUCAAACACCACUGACGCCCGGUCGCUUCUUGACGGGCGCUCGACGCACCGGACAAGCGCAUGGAUCCAACGAGGCUAACCCGUCCUACGUCGCACGUACGCCUGCGACACCCAGUCGGCUGACGAAUAACAUUUGGAAAGCCGGUGUCUCUCUCUACCGUGCUGCCUCUCGUGCCUCCACCCCUGCUCGAACAUCCGUCGCGCCCGAUUCUCUAGACACGCUCUUGGAUCGUCUAUCCCCGCCUCGACGAGACAUCGUCAGAAAGCUUGACAGAGAGCUCGAGAAAAUAGAACAGUUCUAUGUUCAACGUUCACGUGAGAUCGGCGCCCAUGCUGUGAAGUUACGCCGACAAACGGAUAUCCUUUCCAUUCACCGCGAUCUCCAUCGUAUCAAGAAGCUUCACGACCAUAGCCGCGAGUGGCUCCAUGUCAUGGAUGUGCUGUCGAGGCUAAUACUUCGACCUAUGCAUUCCACACGGCCCGUGCCCUCGGACGUGGAAUCAGGCUUUGAUAAGAGUCGGGACAUCCAGACGCAAGAUGAAUCCCAAGCGAUGUCCAUGCACAGCUCGGUCGUUUCGCGCUCGCUCGGAGACUACAAACGUGCGCAAAGGAAGCUGAAGCCGAUGUUGCGCGAACAUCACCGCGUGUUGGAGGCUGUGAAUAAUUAUCGUAUCCUGAACCUGAUGGGCUUCCGGAAAGUCUUGGAGACUCUCGACAGGACGACCAAGGCUCCUUUGCGACUACAGGAGGUAUAUAUGCGGGACAGGAUAGAGCCCUGCUCUUUCGCGCGAGGUUUGGCUGUUCAACACAUGUUGAAGGAUAUAGAGGCGCAAUUUUCUACGUGUUUCUUUGAAGGAAACUACAAAGCUGCGCUCGCAGACCUACGCCAACGGUCCUCUCAAUCUGGUCACUAUCUGACCCUCUUCUCAACUGGCGCAUUACUGGGCUCGUCCAUACCCGCGAUUGCUCUCGGUGUUUACCAAAGUUUCCAACCGCACAUUCGUACAGGCAUACCUGGUUGGGACGCCCUUCUGCUUAUAUGGGGGGUGUUCUUUGUCCCUGUAUUGUUGUUGCUACUAAUCGGCACGAACCUACUCGUCUGGGCACAUCUGAGGAUCAACUACGUCUUCAUCUUCGAGUUGGACCCGCAACACAUUCAAGACCACAGGAAAUACUUCGAACUUCCCGCGCUUUUGCUUGCCACUCUGAGCUACUCAUUCUGCCUGUCGUUCUUGCGACCCGGUAUUGUAGGCGUGUCACCCCAGGCAUGGCCACUAGCAUGGUUGCUCUUUGCGUUUGCUAUGACGUUCAAUCCGCUACCUCUGUUGAACCGCUCAAGCCGGCUCUGGUUCGCUCGCAACCUCGCGCGCCUGAUCAAGAGUGGCUGGAGCAAAGUCCGGUUCACGGAGUUCUGGUUGAGCGCACAACUCGCUUCCCUUGCCUUCACGCUUGGCAACAUCUACUUCGUCGCGUGCUCGUACCAUGUCGGGUUCGACCAUGAUCCUAUGUCGGCGUGCUCUCGAAGCAGUGCUUGGGCCGCACCGGCAGUGCUGGCAGCCUUACCACUCAUGAUCCGCUUUGUGCAAUGCAUGCGUCGACAGGUCGAUACCGGGAAGACAAGGCAUCUCUUGAACGCCGCUAAGUAUAGCGUCGGUGUCGCUCAUUACGGCAUGUAUUAUUGGUGGAGAUCUGGACAGAACAAGUAUGGCACGAGCUUCGGCCUUUACUGCCUCACGGGCACCUUGUUCGCGAUCGGAUCCUGUGCCUGGGAGUUCAUCAUCGACUGGUCAGUAUUGAGACCACACGCUCGGCAUCCCUUGUUGCGGGAUGACGUGUUCUAUCCUCUGCCGGUUUACUACUUCGCUCUCUUCUCCAACAUCGUCGCACGUUUCGCCUGGGUUUGCUACAUCCCCAGUGGUGGCCUCAACUUCGCCCUUCGUACAUGGCUCGUGGCGGUUGUUGAGGUCUUGCGACGUUGGCAGUGGAACCUCUUCCGAUUAGAGAGCGAGCACCUGGGUAACAUGGACUCUUACCGUAUCAUGAGAGAACUGCCGAUGUUCUAUGCCCCGGACGAAGUAAUGCGGGCUAUGUGA
This is a messenger RNA of Peniophora sp. CBMAI 1063, 2529 nucleotides long. Lineage: Eukaryota; Fungi; Basidiomycota; Agaricomycetes; Russulales; Peniophoraceae. The record is from the annotation of a GenBank genome assembly.